Paramecium sonneborni is the source of this 2598-nucleotide messenger RNA. The record is from the annotation of a GenBank genome assembly. Lineage: Eukaryota; Ciliophora; Oligohymenophorea; Peniculida; Parameciidae.
AUUUAUAUUAAAAUGAUCCGUCCACGUUAUGAAAGCUAAAAAGACCAUCCUUUAUAGACAGAUGUGGCCUGUUUCUUAAUGGUCAUAGAGAUAUAGAGACUCUUAGAUGAAAAUACACAAUUGAAAGUGGAAAUGCAAGAAAUCUUAGCUAGACAACUUGACAGAGCUAAUUAUGAGUAAUAAAUAAAAGAUCUUAUGGAACGUCUUCGUUAACUAUAAGGGUAUAAUGAUUUUAUUAAUUAUAUAGUUUGGUAGCAGAUCUAACAAAGGAAAAUAAAUAGCUUAAAUAACGAUAAGCUGAUUAGGAUGCUGAACUUGCAGAUUUAAAACAAUUUGUAGAAGAUAAUAAUUUAGAAGAGAAAUAAGAAUAAUAGGAAGCGGUUGCCAAAGAAUUAGAUGAUCUUAAAGAUUAAUUAGAAAGAGAUUAAAAAGAUAGGGUAUUAUCAUUAUUCUUAUAUUUAUAGGAUGAUUAAAAGGCUUUUUAUGAAGGAUUAUUAGCUGAUAAAGAUGAUUUAAUUGCUGAACUUAGAAGACAAUUAAAAGAUGCUGAUGAUAAAUUUAAUAAUUAUCGUAGAGAAAAAGAGUAAAUUAUUAAAGAAAAGGAUUAUGAUAUUAAAAAUAAAGAAAGAGAGAUUAAAGAUUUACUUAGAAGAUUAGCUGAAUUUGAAGGAAAGUUAUAAGGUAAAAGACCAGAUGAAAUUCAAAGAGAUAUGGAUAGAUAAAAAAAAGAAUUAGCAGAUAAAGAUAAAGAAAUUGAUAAAUUAAAAAAGAAAUUAGCAGAUUUAGAAGCUUAAUUAGCAUUAUUAAAAUAAUAAUUAUAGGAUUCUAAAGAUAAAGUUAAAGAUGCAUAAGCUUAAAUAACAGAUGCUAAGAAUUAAGCAAAUUAGGCUGCUAAAGAUAAUGAUGCUAAAAAUUAAAGGAGAAUUAGAGAAUUAGAAUAAUUAGUUGAAUAAUUAAAGGCGGAAAUUGAAAGAUUAAAUUCAUUAAUUGAUAAAUUGAAUUAAGAUGUUGCAUCUGCAUUAGAAAGAGAAUAAUUGUUGAAUGAUAAUUUACAAAGUUAAUUUAAUAUUCUAUAUUAGAAUAAUUAAGCGAUAAUGGUUCAGUUUCAGCUGCCAGAUAAAAUAGAUAAGCCAAAUAAGCAGAACAAGCUUAAUAAUAAUUAAGUUAAACCUCUUAAAAAUUAAAAGAUGCUGAAAAAGAUAAUAAUGAACUUAAGAAAAAAUAGAAUGAAUUAGAUAGAUAAUUAGAAGAAGCAAAAAAAUUAAUUAAAUAAUUACAAGAUGAAAUUGCUGCUUUAAAAGAAAAAUUACUAUUAACUUAAACUGAAAAUGAUGAUCUUAGAAAUCAAUUUAAUGAUUUUUAGGAUUAAUUGACUGAAGCUUUGUUAGAUAAAGAUUAUUUAUAAAAGACUCUUAAAGAAUAAGAAGAUGAACUCAAUAGAGUUAAUGAUUAAAUAUAAGAUUUAAACAAUGAAAAAGAAUAAGCUAAAGCUGCUGCUUUGGAUGCACAACAAUAACUAUAAGAUUUGGCAGAUGAAAAAGCAUAGGAAGAAGCAGAUAAAGAAAAAGAUUAAGAUAAAUUAAAUGAUUUAGAAGAUAAAAUAACUGAUCUUGAAGAUUAAAUUGAAGAUUUAGAAAAAACAAGAAAUCGUUUACUAAAUUAAAUUUAAGAUUUAAUAGAUAAAUUACAUGAUGAAAGAGAAUUAGGUGAAUAUUAUCAUAAACUAUGUACUGAUUAAGAAAAUUAAAAUAAAUAAUUAUAAGAUUAAGAAAAGAAAUUAAAGGAUUAAGUCUAAAAGUUAAAUAAUGAAAUUGAAUAGAUGGAAGAAGAUCAUGAGGAAGCUUAAAAACGAUUAGUAGAAUUAACUUAAGAAUAAGAAGCUCUUAAAGAGUUAGCUUCUUCUAAUUAGGAUAAUGUUAUAGAUAAAGAAGCUUAUGAUAAUUUAUUAAAUUAAUUGGAUGAAAAAAAUAAAGAAAUAGAAGAUUUAAAUGAAUUAUUAAGAAGAUAUGAAUAAUAAUUCAAAAUGUUGAGAGCUGAGUUAGCAAGAGUGAAUUUAGCUUAACUAAAAGAAAAGAAAAAUAAAUAAGAUACUGAAGCACUUUUAACUAAGAUUAUGAUUAUGUAAGCUGAAAAUGAACGUCUAUAGUAAGCUGCUAAAUAAUUACAAUCUUAAGUUGCUUCUCCUGAAAUUGUGAAGAGAUCUGAAAGUUAAGGUAAUGAUCCUACAUAAGGAAAGAUUGAAUAAUUAUAAAAGGAAAAUCUUGUACUUGAAGAUUAAGUUAGUGAGUAUGAAAAUAGAAUUGCUUUAUUAACAAUGGAAUUGAAGAGACUAAAGGAUUCUAAGUAUUUAAAUAUCUUUAAUUAAUAGGCCUGAAAUUCUUCCAAUAAAAUCUAAUGGUAGUGAUGAACAAUAACUAUAAUUAUAAGUUCAAUAAUUAUAAUAGCAAGUUCAAUAACUCUAGAAUGUUGGAUUAUUGUAAUCAAAUGGAUAACCUUUAUCUAAGGAAGAUAGAAGAUUAUCUGAUUUGUUAUGCUUAGUGACAAUUAUGGCUGCUGAAAUAGAGAACCUUAGAACUCAUGUUGCCCAGCAUUGAGAUG